Molecule: messenger RNA, 2143 nt
Organism: Amaranthus tricolor (Joseph's coat)
Lineage: Eukaryota; Viridiplantae; Streptophyta; Magnoliopsida; Caryophyllales; Amaranthaceae
Product: protein DETOXIFICATION 49-like
Exons: 1
Coding region: 110-1771 (553 amino acids)
Biological process (GO): xenobiotic detoxification by transmembrane export across the plasma membrane
Cellular component (GO): membrane
Molecular function (GO): xenobiotic transmembrane transporter activity; antiporter activity
Source: RefSeq, a predicted model, not a curated record
CACUCUUUCCCCCCUAACUCCAAACACCAAUUUCCCUUCAUCCUUUUUCUCUCUCAACUUUCUCUCUCUAAAUUUUCUCACUCUAAAAAAUUUAUUGGUGUGCCCAAUAAUGUGCAAGCAAGAAGGCAUAGAUGAUGGGUUUACCUCUAGCAAAUGCAAUUCAAACCAAGAAACAAAUUACCAAAUAAAUAUAACCAAUAAAAAUGACCAAUUAUCCAAUUUGCAUGUCCCAUUGAUACCCAAAUCUCCAACACCAAGAAUAUCCCAUUUAAAUCAACAUUAUGAGGAUACAACACUAUUUAUCCCUAACACAAAAUCCCCACAUGACCAAAACCAUCCACCGCCUCUUAAAUCCACAUUAAAAGAAGCAAAAUUAAUAUUUAACAUUGCCAUACCCAUGAUUUUAACCGGUCUAUUAUUAUACUCACGUUCCAUGAUCUCAAUGCUAUUUCUCGGUCGUCUAAGCGAACUGGCUUUAGCAGGUGGGUCGUUAGCGAUUGGCUUUGCUAACAUCACUGGCUACUCGAUUUUAUCCGGGCUAGCCAUGGGCAUGGAGCCCAUAUGUGGUCAAGCAUUUGGUGCUAAAAAAUAUUCCAUUUUAGGCUUAACCCUUCAAAGAACAAUCCUCAUUUUACUCAUAACUUCAAUACCCAUUUCAUUUUUAUGGCUAAAUAUGGAAAAAAUCCUUCUUUUAUGUCAUCAAGAUCAAGCCAUUGCAAUCCAAGCUCAAGCUUACUUACUAUAUAGUCUACCUGAUCUUCUAGCACAAUCAAUUCUUCAACCAUUAAGAAUCUAUCUAAGAUCACAAUCAAUUACUCUGCCUCUUACAUUAACCGCAGCUUUAGCUAGUGUUUUACAUUAUCCUCUCAAUUGGGUUUUUGUAAUUAAGCUUAAGCUCGGCAUUAAUGGCGUCGCUUUAGCCGGAGUAUUAACAAAUUUUAAUAUGAUAAUUUUUCUUAUAAUAUAUAUGAUUUUCUCUGAAUCUUGUAAGAAAAGUUGGUGUUCUUUAAGUAAGGAAUGUUUAAAUGGGUAUGGGAGAUUGCUACAUUUAGCAAUUCCUAGUUGUAUUUCCGUGUGUUUGGAAUGGUGGUGGUAUGAAAUUAUGAUCCUUUUUUGUGGGUUAUUGGUAAAUCCAAAAGCAACGGUAGCAUCUAUGGGGAUUUUGAUUCAAACUACUUCAUUGAUUUAUAUUUUUCCUUCUUCAUUGAGUGUAAGUGUUUCUACUCGGGUUGGAAAUGAGCUCGGGGCGGGCCAGCCCGGUCGGGCUAAACGGGCUGCGAUUUCGGGUUUGGUGUUUAGUUUUGUGUUUGGGUUUUCGGCCCUUUUGUUUACCUUUUUGGUGAGGGAUAGAUGGGCAGGGAUGUUUACUAAAGAUGUGGAUAUUAUUAAGUUGACUUCAUUGGUUUUGCCCAUAAUUGGGUUGUGCGAGUUGGGCAAUUGCCCGCAAACGACGGGUUGCGGGGUGUUGCGCGGGACCGCUCGGCCGAAAGUGGGGGCUAAUAUUAAUUUGGGGUGUUUUUAUUUGGUGGGUAUGCCGGUGGCGGUUUGGCUCGGGUUUUUUGCCGGGUAUGAUUUUCAAGGGCUUUGGAUCGGGCUGUUGGCGGCCCAAGGGUCGUGUGUGGUGACUAUGAUGAUGGUAUUGAGUAGAACAAAUUGGGAAUUUGAAGCACAAAGAGCAAAAGAUUUUACCGAUCAUUCUUCAUCUCCUAUUUUAAUUCAAGGAGAAAAAUACAAAAUUCAAAAUAAUAAUGAUCAAACUUUACUUGUUUGAUUCAUUAAUACUUAUCUAUCUCAUUAAGUUUUCUACCAAAAACUUCAAUAUGAAGUUUAUGAAAAAUGCGAAAAACAUAGGAGAAUUUUGAAAUGUGUAGCAAAUUAGAGGGAUGGUGGGGAUAUUUUUUCUAAUUUAGAGGGUGAAAUUUUGUGUGUGGAAUAGGGUAAAAUAGAUUCUAUUUUUUCAUGUGUUUGAAAAGAUGGAUGGGAAAAAGGCAAAAGGAUAGUAUUUUUUAUUUUUUUUAAUUUGAUGGGUUUUGGAGGGAAUGUAAAUUUGAAACUUGGACGUAUAUAUUCUUUGAAAAAAGGAAAUACUAACUUUUAUAUAAGAAUUUGAAAUAUUUUUUAUCCAAUUAUUAUUUUCUAGCUA